UCACUCUCUCUCCUUCUCUCUCUCUCUCUCUCUCUCUCUCGACGUCGGAGCCAACACACCUCGCCCUCCUCCAGUCUGCCGCCCGCACUCCGCCCGCCGCCCGCAGACCAGCUCCAGCCCGCAGCUCUUCAGGGAAGCCACUACUGCACUUUGUCAGGAUGUCGCAAGAAGCCAAGAUGAAGGAAGCCGCCAAGGCGAAGGUGCAGGCAUCGACGGAUCCCCUCGAGAAGCUGAGGAACCACUGCCUCUCCCAAGGUUACUCCGGCAUUUUAUCCCUCGGGAGGCUGUUCCGUCGACUGGACAAGGACCGCUCAUGGACACUCUCGAAGGACGAGCUUAGCAAGGGCGUGGCUCAGUUCGGCCUCGACUUCUCCGAGGGCGACGUCACCAAGCUCUUCGCCGCUUUCGAGAAGGACGGGCAGUCGGGCAUCAACUACGAGGAGUUCCUGGAUGCCCUUAGGCCGACCAUGUCCGCCCCUCGCAAGGACGCGGUGGAGGCCGUCUUCAAGCACCUGGACAAGACUGGCGACGGCGUGGUGACUCUGGCGGACCUGAAGGGCGUGUACUCGGCCAAGAACCACCCUAAAGUCCUCAAGAAGGAGGCCACUGAGGAGGAGCUGCUCACCAAGUUCCUCAACAUGUUCGAGAGUAACACCUCUGUUGAUGGGAAGGUAACCAAGAAGGAGUUCACCGACUACUAUUCAGGGCUCAGCAAGGCUAUUGAUGACGAUGACUACUUCGUCUCAGUCGUCAAGAUGAGCUGGGGCCUGUAAGCACAUCGCGGGCCUGUGAAGUCAUCUACAGUGCCUUUAGUUGUGUCGGAAAGUGCAGGGGGGGGCGGGGGCGGAUAGAGAGAGAGAAACAUCUGUAAGACAUGUAUUGGUAUCUAUUGUAUCUUAAAUCAUGUCAGAGAGAGAGAGAGAGAGAGAGAGAGAGAGAGAGAGAGAGAGAGAGAGAGAGAGAGAGAGAGAGAGAGAGAGAGAGAGAGA
Penaeus indicus is the source of this 989-nucleotide messenger RNA. Its product is annotated as crustacean calcium-binding protein 23-like. NCBI's taxonomy places the organism in Eukaryota, Metazoa, Arthropoda, Malacostraca, Decapoda, Penaeidae. The transcript is spliced from 5 exons. Gene Ontology annotation, molecular function: calcium ion binding. Bases 159 to 773 code for a protein of 204 amino acids. The record is from RefSeq and is a predicted model, not a curated record.